GCUUUUCCUCGUGCACGUUCGAAUUGAGCUCCCAUCGGAUUGGAUGUUGGAACGCAUUCGGGGAGGAGCAGCCACAGGCCAAAAUGUGAACAGAGUAAAACAAGUUUCUCUGUCGUGACGGAUGCUUGAGCUGUAGUUUUCUCAAUGUUCGCCUCAGUAGACUGUGCGCAGCCUUCACUCCAGUCACCCUGGCGAGCCGUGGCUUAGGCUAAACAUAUUUCCCCAAACUCCCUUCGCAACAAACAGAAAAUAAAGCAAAGGAGACUGCGAAGGAAACCGGAGCUACCCAUCCCCGUCCGGCUGAAACUUUUGGGAGAGUUCUUCAUUCUUUCAAACUUUACGGGAAGGCGAGGAGGAGAGAAUGCAGGCGCGCUACUCCGUCUCCAGUCCUAACUCCCUUGGCGUCGUGCCUUAUAUUAGCAGUGACCAGAGCUACUACCGGGCCGCGACCGGUGGAGGAUACACCGGUAUGUCUGCUCCCAUGAGUAUGUACUCUCACCCGGCCCAAGACCAGUACCAGGCCAGCAUGGCGCGUGCGUACGGACCGUACACCCCGCAGCACCAGCCCAAGGACAUGGUCAAACCUCCAUACAGCUACAUCGCCCUCAUCACCAUGGCGAUACAGAACUCACCAGACAAGAAGGUGACACUGAAUGGGAUUUAUCAAUUUAUCAUGGAGAGGUUUCCGUUCUACCGAGAUAACAAGCAGGGCUGGCAGAACAGCAUCCGGCACAACCUGUCCCUCAACGAGUGCUUCGUCAAAGUGGCCCGGGACGAUAAGAAGCCGGGUAAAGGCAGCUACUGGACUCUGGAUCCGGACUCCUACAACAUGUUCGAGAACGGCAGCUUCCUGAGGCGUCGCAGACGGUUCAAGAAGAGUAAUGUUCAGAAGGACAAGGAUGACAGGCAAGGCAAGGACUCGUCAAGGAGAGGAGCCCCUGACCUGGAGAACGAGCAGCCCGUGCAAGGCUCCCAGCCCGUGCGCAUCCAGGAUAUAAAGACGGAGAACGGGACUUCUACUCCUCCACAGGCCGAGUCCCCAGGCUUACCUGUGCCCAAAACAGAGAGUCCUGGUAGCAGCAGUAGUAUGUCCACCGGCAGCCCGCACAGUGUGCCCUCCGCCCGGUCCCUCUCAAUGGAGGGCCCCGAGCAUCACCACCACAUCCAGGCGGCGGCGCAGGGCUUCAGCGUGGACAACAUCAUGACCUCACUUCGGGGGUCGCCCCAGGGCACCACGGAGCUCACGUCCCCUCUUAUCGCAUCCUCUAGGACAGGUAUAACCCCCUCUCUAUCGCUCAACUAUUCCCCCAACCAGACGUCUGCUUACAACUCACCAAACUGCAACCAGAACUCCAUCUCCACGAACUCUAACGCUACAUACCAUUGCAACAUGCAAGCCAUGAGCUUGUACGCCGGAGACCGAGGCGGCCACCUCGCGCCCUCCACCACGGUGGACGAGACACUGUCCGAUUACUCCAUCACCACGACGACCACAUCCCCGCUCGGGCAUGGCAACCUGAGCGUGGGACAGGAUGGUGGUCACCACGCGCACCAGGGCCGGCUCGCGUCCUGGUACGGGGACCUGGGACAUCUGGGCACGAGCUACCCGGCACAGCAACAGAACUUCCACUCGGUGCGAGAGAUGUUCGAGUCUCAACGGAUCGGUUUGAAUAGCUCCCCGGUUAACGGGAAUAAUAGCUGUCAAAUGGCUUUCCCCUCCGGUCAAUCCAUCUACCGUACUUCCGGAGCUUUCGUUUAUGACUGCAGCAAGUUCUAAAAACAACAAAACCAUGUUUAAAAAAAAAAAACGAAUAACUUUAAUAUAUAUAUUUUCAUCUUUUUGUACUUAAACCUUCCUCAUACCGGUCCAUUAUUCCUCACAGAAUGGACUAAACAUAUUGAGAGAGAUGAGAUUUGUUCUGGUGUGUAUGUCAGACAGAGGGGUGUGUUACAACACCAAAAAACACGUAAGUUUUUUUCUCUCUCACUUCGGGAACUUUGUUUUUAAAGAUUGUUGUUUUAACAUCCACCCUUUUAUAAACGUGUUAUUGAUUGUAAAUUGCAUAUAGUAAUUUAUUAUUAGAAAGUAAGGGAUUCUAGUUGGAUGUUCUGGACUAAGUUUCCAAAUUCAGCUGCCUAAAAUUGUCCUAGGAAUUGUUAUUUUAUAAAAAAGGAGGGGAACUUGUAUACCGACCUAUUCUAUUAAAUGUUUUGUCUUAUGUGUUAUAAGUAUUCUGAAGGCAUUGCAUUGUUUGUCUAAUAAAUUGCCAAUCUAUUUGAUUUAAAUCUGACGUGUUUAUUAGCUCGCCAUAGAGGCCUAUAUUGUCCUGGCUUUAGAAUAAGGGACGCAAUGUAAAAUAAAAGUUUGGCCUAUUAUUGCAAAA
Messenger RNA from Oncorhynchus mykiss (rainbow trout), 2384 nucleotides. Its product is annotated as forkhead box C1-A. NCBI's taxonomy places the organism in Eukaryota, Metazoa, Chordata, Actinopteri, Salmoniformes, Salmonidae. Gene Ontology annotation, biological process: regulation of transcription by RNA polymerase II; anatomical structure morphogenesis; cell differentiation. Gene Ontology annotation, molecular function: DNA-binding transcription factor activity, RNA polymerase II-specific; RNA polymerase II cis-regulatory region sequence-specific DNA binding. The record is from RefSeq and is a predicted model, not a curated record.